Leptosia nina is the source of this 1713-nucleotide messenger RNA. The record is from the annotation of a GenBank genome assembly. Lineage: Eukaryota; Metazoa; Arthropoda; Insecta; Lepidoptera; Pieridae.
AUGGGGAAAAAAGAUAAGAAAAAGGUUGAACCAGAACCACAAGAUGUGGAGGUCCAAGAAGAAUUGGUGGUCACAACAGAACUCGAGCCGGAACCAGAGGAAGUACAGUACACCGACACUUCUUACACCAGCGCGUCAUUUGAAAGUCUCCCGCCCGUUGUUGAAGAAAUAAAGCCCAAAAAGAAGAAGGGAAAGAAGAAGGCCGAGGAGGUAGUAGAGGUUGUACGUAAAACGAGCAGCGAACAAUUUCAGUGGUCUGAAGAAUCACUUGUAGGUGGUAAGUAUUUAUAUUUAAGCUCUGGAAAAGAGGAAAAUUUUUCUGGAAAUAAAUUCUUAAGACAGGAGCAGCAAAAAGUCGAAGAAGAACAAGUCGAAACGAAGAAAAAGAAGGGUAAAAAAGGCAAGAAAGAGAAGGAGGUUGAAGAAAUUCCUGCCUUUGAAAAGCCAAAAAAUUGGAAAAGCAUGAAUAAGAAGGAUAGGGAAGCCUGGCUCCUACAGAGGAUUGAGGAAUGGAGGGCGGAGAAGGAGGCUGAGAAGCAAGCCAUACUAGCUGGAGCAAAGGAGAAGAGAUUAGCCCUGGCGAGAGAAAGAGCAGAGCUGAUGGCCAAAGAUAACGCCGAACAGGAGAUACGACGAGACAUACUGGCAAAAACUUGCGCAUUGUUUCACAAGUUUGAUAAUCAGAAAAUUGACUAUGCCAGAAAAAAGCAACUCGAAGCCGAGUGGCAACAGUAUUUGCGCUGUGAUGGUCUACCGGACCCCAGGGUGGUGACGCAGAUGAACACCUACAUUCAUCUGUGGCAGGAGAAAGGAGUCUGCGAUGAUAACGAGCUCGAUGUUCGAUGCAGGGACGCUCUGCCGAUGUUGGCAAUGCUGGAGGAGUUUGUAGCAAAUUCACGACAGUAUACUGCGCUGCAAGCACAGUCAUAUAAUGAGGUGCGUCUUGCUUUACGAGAGCAACUAUCGCACGCCAUCCAAUGUGCCUCGUACACCCUGCUCCGAGACCUGGAACAUCGCCUGGUGUGGGACUCGAUACAGCUGGCGACUUAUGGAAGGGAGUUUAAUGGGUUGAGACUGAAUAUAUGGGUGGCUAUACCAUUGCCUACGAGAAAACCUAAACCGAUUGAACCAGAACCCGAACCCGUGGAACUGUCUUUUCCAGCUAUGAAAGUGGGUGUGAAGUUGCCUAAGAUUAUAGACGGAUCCAAUGUAUGUGUACGCGCAGCUAGAUCAAUGAUAGAUCUAUUGAGUGAAAGUUCUAGAUCUUUCGCUUUAGCUGCUGAUAUGCCCAACAGAUAUGAAGAUUUAUUCAUCUUCAACGUUAAGGAACAUAUAGAUACGUACAAGCUAAAGAAAGAACAAGAUACAAUAAGAACCGCAUUUUACAAAGAGAUCAAAGAGAAGAUAAAUGAAGUGGAGAAGUUUUUGAAAGCGAACCCAUACACUAAGAAUGAGAAGGAGAAAGAGGAACUGGACAACCUCAAUAUGGCGGAGCCGCCAUUUUUACCAGACCCUAGAACGUAUAUCGCUGAACAAAACGAGGUCCACUUUGCGAAAUAUCUUAAAACCUGCAUGACGCGGACGAGGACAGGAGAAAUGAAUUUGAGGAAAUAUAGGUUUGCUUGCUUAACAAUUUUGUCAGGUAAAAGCACAGAAUACCUAACAAACCAGAAGGACAUGAUCGCAAUUGUACUGUCCGAAACUGGGUCAUAA